AUGGCGCCGUCGUCCGGCGUCGCCGCGUUCCUAGCGUGGCCGUCCACCUUCCUCGGCCCUCGCCAUCGAUGGGUCAGCCUCGUCCUCGGCGUCGCGAUGCAGCUCUGCGCGGGCGCGCUCUACAGCGUCACCGCGUGGGGCGUCCCACUGCGCGAUCGAUGCGGAUGGAACGACGGCGAGCUCACGCUCGCGGAGACGGUCGGCACGCUGGGGAUCUACCUCGCGCUGCACAACGGCCUCGCGGUAGACAAACACGGCGCGCGCGUCGUCGUCGUCGCCGCGUCCGCGGCGCUGUUCGUGGGGUGGCACCUCCUCGCGUCCGUCGCGCGCGAGCGCGGGUCCGCGUGGAAAGCGACGCUCGCGCUGUACCUCAUCGGUCAAGGAUGCAUCUCCACGUUCAUGGGGUCGCUCGCGCCGAACGUGAGCAACUUCGACGAGCGCGAUCAAGGGAAAGCGCACGGGGUGCUUCUCGCGGGGUUCGGAGGGUCCGCCGCGCUCUUCGCGACGGCGUACCGAAACGCGUUCGGCGGCGGCGGGGGGGAGGAGGACGAGGACGACUUGCCGGGGUUCUUCGCCGCCGCGGGUUGGGCGACGGCGACCGUGACGCUGCUCGGCGCGUACGCGUGCAAGGACGGGACGAAACGCGACGGCGGCGACGGCGGGAAUGACGUGCGCGAGGUCGAGAUCGGCGCGACGGACGCGCGCGAAGACGAAGUCGCGGUCGACGACGACGACGACGCCGACGACGACGACGACGACGCGAUCGCCGCCGAAACCUCUGAUGGCCCGCUCCGCGCCUCCUCUCUCGCCCUCCUCGAGCGCUUCCGCGACGUCCUCUCGUCGCGACUCUUCUGGCUCGUCUACGCGCACCUCGUCGUGACCCUGGGCGUCGCGCUGCUGUGGGUGAACCAGGCUGGGAGCUUCGUCGACGCCGUCGUCGGCGGCGACGACGGGCUGGCGACGAUGACGGUGCUCUUCUCGCUCGGGAACGUCUUCGGCCGGAUCGGCGCGGGCGCGGCGUCCGACGCCGCGGAGCGCGCGUGGCGCGUCCCGCGCGCCGCGUUCUUGAGCGUGGGCGCGGGGACGAUGGCGGCGGCGUGCGCGGUCUUCGCGUCGUCCAGCGCGGGGGGGGGCGGCGACGGAGGAGGAGGAAGGACGGCGCGGUAUCUCGCCGCGCUCGGCGUCGGACUCGCGGAGGGGUGCGUCAUGGCGGCGUGGACCGCGAUCGCGCGGAGGGCGUUCGGCGCGAAUCGCUUCGGCGCGCUCAUCGCGAUGUAUAACAGCGCGAUCGCGAUCGGAAGCGCGAGUUUCAACGGCGUCGCGAGCGCGGCGACGGGGGGCGGCGGGGGCGGCGGCGGAGGCGUCGGCGCGUGGCGCGCCGUAUUCUGGGCAGCCGCCGUCGCGAGCGCGGGCGCCGUCUUCGUCGGCGCGGUCGCGACGAGAGAGAUGCGGAGACUCGCGGAGACGUCGUUCGAGUACGUCAGCGUGAAGUGA
Molecule: messenger RNA, 1494 nt
Organism: Micromonas pusilla CCMP1545
Lineage: Eukaryota; Viridiplantae; Chlorophyta; Mamiellophyceae; Mamiellales; Mamiellaceae
Product: major facilitator superfamily
Exons: 1
Coding region: 1-1494 (497 amino acids)
Biological process (GO): transmembrane transport
Cellular component (GO): membrane
Molecular function (GO): transmembrane transporter activity
Source: RefSeq, a predicted model, not a curated record